Messenger RNA from Fusarium sp. VM40, 1815 nucleotides. The record is from the annotation of a GenBank genome assembly. NCBI's taxonomy places the organism in Eukaryota, Fungi, Ascomycota, Sordariomycetes, Hypocreales, Nectriaceae.
AUGCCUCUGCCUACAUCGUCUAUCUAUGAGCCUCCGUCGGCUGGCUUCACUGGCUUUCCUUCACGGAGAAGUGUUGUUCACAGUACGGAGGGUAUGGUAGCUGCUCCUCAACCUCAUGCGGCAAAAUGUGGUCUUGAAGUUCUCCGGGCUGGAGGCAAUGCUGCUGACGCGGCUGUUGCAGUUGCCGCUGGCCUCAACGUGACAGAACCCGUCUCCACCGGCAUCGGAGGUGACAUGUUCCUCCUCUACUUCGACGCCGCCACCAAGCAAGUCAAAAGCCUCAAUGGCUCUGGUCGUUCGGGUGCCAAACAAACUCUUGAGACCAUCCGCAAGAGUCUCAAGAUCCCCGAUGACAAAGUCGGCGAGAUUCCAACACACCACGUACACGCUGCAACAGUUCCCGGCGCUGCAGCCGGUUGGGUCGAUACCGUCGAGAGGUUCGGUAGUGGAAAGCUUAGUUUGAGUCAAAUUCUUGAGCCUGCGAUCAAACUGGCUGAGAAUGGAUUCCCUCUUACUGAGAUUGCCUCUCACUCAUGGCAAGCUCAAGAAAAGCUCCUGCGCAAUGCCUCUCCCAACUAUGCAGAGAUGCUCAAGAAGGACCCCUCUGCAAAAGACGGCGUGAGAGCGCCUCGCCCUGGUGAAGUAUUCAGGAACUCGACUCUGGCAGAGACCUUCAGAACGUUGGCCACAGAGGGUAAAAAGGGAUUUUACACCGGGCGCAUCGCCGAAGAGAUAGUCAAGGUCGUAAAAGACCUCGGAGGAUACCUGGAACUUGACGAUUUGAAGCACCAUCUUGAAACCGGCACUCAAAACACAGAUCCUAUUUCUGUCAAGUUUCGAGGACAGGGCCUUACGAGCCAGGAUCCCAAUGGCGGUGUUGAACUGUGGGAGCACCCGCCUAACGGACAGGGAAUUGUUGCGUUGAUGGCACUCGGUAUUAUCGAACAGCUUGAGAAGCAAGGCAAGAUCCCCACCUUCAAGCCCGAGGACCACAACUCAACGGUGUAUCUCCAUGCCAUUAUCGAAGCUCUCCGCCUCGGCUUCACAGACGCGAGUUGGUAUGUCACCGACCCAGAUACCACCAAAGUCCCGACCUAUGGCUUGAUCUCACCCGAGUACCUUGCCGAGCGUGCCAAGAUCUUUGACGCUUCGAAAGCCCACGAUAGUGUCCAGCCUGGAAACCCUAAUUUUGUUUCCCCAGCUCUGCGGAGCAGUGAUACUGUGUAUUUCACCGUCACCGAUGCGGCAGGUAACGCUGCUUCUUUUAUCAACUCGAACUAUGCUGGUUUUGGAACAGCCAUUGUUCCAAAGGGCUGUGGUUUCACGCUUCAGAACCGCGGUGCCAACUUUUCGCUCGAUGAGAAGCAUCCCAAUAAGCUUGAGCCGCGCAAGAGACCGUACCACACUAUCAUCCCAGGCAUGGCAACCAACAUCAGCGAUGGCUCUCUCCACUCUGCAUUUGGUGUCAUGGGUGGGUACAAUCAGCCCCAGGGGACUGUACAGGUUCUAUUGAACCAGGUGCUCUUUGGUCUUAACCCCCAACAGGCUCUUGAUGCGCCUCGGAUCUGUAUCGGUGCUGGUAUGCCGGACGAGGGUAAUGUGUUGGAUUGGACGGUCCAUGUAGAGGAAGGCAUUCCUGACCAAACUGUUGAGGAGCUGAGAAAGCUCGGGCAUAAUGUCGUCGUUCUGGAGGAUUGGAAGAGAGCUAUGUUUGGCCGUGGACAGAUCAUCAGAUACACUGUUGACCCCGACGGAACACCUGUAUGGUCUGCAGGCAGCGAUCCUAGGGCCGACGGUGCGGCAUACCCUCAGUAG